Molecule: messenger RNA, 2404 nt
Organism: Pseudovirgaria hyperparasitica
Lineage: Eukaryota; Fungi; Ascomycota; Dothideomycetes; Acrospermales; Acrospermaceae
Product: TPR-like protein
Exons: 3
Coding region: 1-1995 (664 amino acids)
Molecular function (GO): protein binding
Source: RefSeq, a predicted model, not a curated record
AUGCCUGUCAAUCUUUUCAAGAAGAAGUCGAGAGCGCCAGAAGACAAAACUUCUGCCACCCCACCGUCAUCUCCAGAAAAGCGAUCGCCAACAAAGCCAACAAAGCCUUCAAACGACCGCGACCGUGACCGUGACCGCCGAUCACGCUCUACCCAUUCUCCGAAGCCUUACAGCGCUUCCCGCACAAACUCGCAUCGCUACGACAAAGACACUCAUCCUCUCAACCUUCCUCCACACGAGCGAAAGAGGCUGUCAGCCCUGUCGGCCGGUAUGAGCGAUCAAGGUACACCGACACCUGCAGAGGUCGAUCGCGAUAUCUCCUCGUCGCCUGCCCCUACUAGUCCCGCAACUACACUUCCAGGAGCCUUUCCUAGCUCAAACGGAAUCCGUAACGGUGCAGAUGAGGUUGGACCAGCACCACCUCCACACCGGACCCCGACCAGUCCGCCGCCGCAGUCACAGCCUCAAGAGAACGCUGUAGAUGCAGAAGCAUGUAAAGCUGCCGGAAAUAAAUUCUUCAAGGCCAAGGACUAUACCAAGGCUAUCCAAGAAUAUUCAAAAGCCAUCGAUGCGGAUCCGAAAUCGUCCACGUACCGCGCCAACCGUGCAGCGGCCUACAUGUCUGCAAAUCGUUUCGCGGACGCUCUUCGCGAUGCCAAGACUGCCGAUGAACUCGAGCCCAACAACGAAAAGAUACUAUACCGCCUAGCUAGAAUCUACACCAGUCUUGGAAGACCUGAUGAAGCGCUUGACACCUACGCACGAAUCGAUCCGCCUGCCUCAGCAAAGGACAAGGGUCCAGCACAGGCUAUGCAACACCAUAUUCAGCAAGCGGAAGAGCAGUUGAGGACCGGAACGUCUGGGUCAAUGGUUAUUCACGGUCUUGACCAAGCAGAACGCGGGCUGGGAUUCAAUGUUGAUAGGCCGCGGAAGUGGAAGCUAAUGCGCGGAGAGGCAUACCUCAAGAUGGGGAACGAGAACUCUCUAGGCCAAGCUGCUAAUGUCGCCAUGUCAUUAUUGAGAAGCAACAAUUCAGACCCUGAAGCGUUGGUGCUGAGAGGUCGCGUGCUGUACUGCCAGGGCGAGAAUGAGAAAGCGAUCCAACACUUCCGACAAGCACUCAACUGUGAUCCCGAUUUCAAGGAUGCUGUCAAGUACCUGCGGAUGGUACAGAAAUUGGACCGGACGAAAGACGAAGGAAACUCACUCUUCAAGUCGGGCAAGUAUCAAGCUGCCAUUGAGACGUACACCCAAGCUUUGGAUAUCGACCCUACCAACAAGGGCACCAACUCGAAAAUCCUGCAGAACCGCGCUCUCUGUUACACACGGACAAAGGAGUAUCAAAAGGCUAUUGCAGACUGCACACGUGCACUAGAACUAGAUCCUUCGUACACCAAAGCACGCAAGACAAAGGCCAAAGCAUUAGGCGAGUCGGGUAAUUGGGACGAAGCCGUCAAGGAGCUCAAAGCUAUACACGAGGCAAAUCCAUCCGAACCUGGUAUGGCCAAGGAGAUUCGCAACGCAGAGAUGGAACUGAAGAAGAGCAAGAGGAAGGACUACUACAAGAUACUCGGGGUUGAUAAGGAUGCGGGCGAGUCUGAAUGCAAGCGUGCCUACCGUAAGCUAGCUAUUGUCCAUCAUCCCGACAAGAACCCUGGCGACACCGAGGCCGAGGCGCGAUUCAAGGACAUCAGCGAAGCCUAUGAGACUCUUAGCGACCCACAGAAGAAAGCAAGAUACGACAGCGGAGAAGACCUGAUAGAUCCAUCAGAAAUGUACAGCGGCAUGGGGGGCAUGGGAGGAUUCGGCGGUAUGGGUGGCAUGGGCGGAAUGGGCGGAGGCAUGGGGGGCAUGGCUGGCGGCAUUGACCCCAACAUCCUGUUCGAGAUGCUCAACAACCAAAGACCGCAGGGUGGAGGCGGAAUGCCCAGAGGAGGGGGAGGACACUCGUUCUCUUUCAAUACUGCUGGAGGCUCUCCAUUCGGUGGCUUCUAGAAUCCAGUCUGACACUGCACAGCGCAACACACGGUUACUGUCCACGCAUCACUGUUACCCGUCUGUUUGGAGUUCUGGGGGGAUUAUGGGACGCUCAAGCGAGCUGGAUAGAUCUCAUGAGCACUUGACGUUCGAAAACAGUUGGCAGCAUGCAUCUAAUAAUACGAUGAGCAUUCAAUGUACAACAGCAACCUCUCGCGCUCUUUCUAGCAAUAACCAGACUAAAACCGGCUCGAGAUACUACUCUACAUGUUGCUUUAUUAUCGUGAAAUGCCCAGAGAUAAUGUCUGUUCUAUGACAGAAAAGGGUAAGAUUUGACUAUGACAGACGUCCAUAUAUGCUACGAAUGAGAUCAGUGGAGACAAAUGAACAUAUGCUUACUAUCUAAAAAUUUAAAAUCAACCUUCAG